GCAAACUUGGGAAUAAGGAUAUUUGGACUUCCAAAUUUUAAAUGGACCAAAGUGGGAUGUCGGUAAUCAAUCAGCCCGCCCAAUUAAUCCACCGCCGCCAGCCCAGGAGCCCUCUGUUUCGCCCCCAACUUUUCUAUGAAUACAGAGCGGCUUAAAAUUUCGAAUCGACCACAACGGUUUACACAUCAAGAAUGAGGGGACACAGUGAUGAUCUCCACCGUUGAUCAGUCUUACUAACUCCAUGGUCAAAUCACAAACACUGAUCUGACGAUCUAUAUGUCCCACCCGAAGUAUGCAUAAGAGAAUGAUCUCAUCAAUCCAAUAAGUACACUGUCAAUUACCACCAUUGUCAAAAUGUUAAACCACCUGAUCACCCCUAGAUAACGAUAUAAGCCGGGCACAGAGGAAGCCUCAUCUGCAACAGCAACCCACAGAAUAGCCCUCCAUCGGCCAAUGGUGACAUCAAAUGAUUCGUCUCUAACCCCGUUUCAGUCCUUCAGGGCUGUUGAUGAGGCUGAAGAUGAAGUAGUCGUAAAAUCAGCAACCAUCAAAUAAAUCUCCCGGGUCUCCACAAGAAUUUUCGCCGCGCGCAUCCUCUUCCGUCGAAAUCGACUUCUUUAAUUCACGAAGCCACCGGCGAUGAAUACUCUCUCCCAUAAGAUCACGAUAAUCAAUAGCCGAUACUCCAUUACGGUCGCGAAAUGUUGAUAAUAACACCGUUGUUAAACACCCCCUGGAAUCUUCCAGACGGUCGUUGAAUCUGCAGAGCAAUGGAUGGGGGUUUUUAUUUCUUUGGCUGGGGAAAAGAGUGGUAUGUUGCUGGUAAGGAAAUGGAUGGUGCCAAGGAGUGGGUCACGGAGACAAUCGACGGCGUAGAUUUCCAAUGAAACACCGGUGGUUUCGCUGGAAAGGAAUUCAGGCUUGUUGAAGUGGGCACUACAUCGUCAAUGCUUUUUGACCAAUUUGGCCCAUUUUGUAAGGUUUGCUUUUCUCUAUGCUCUAACUAUGUGGGAAAAACAACCUCACAUUACAAAUGGACUGGGACACAAUUAGUUCAGCCCAAUUUAUGUUCAACUCCUCCAGGCCCACAACUUUCUUACACUCUGGCGUAAUGAUUUACGCUUUUGGAAAGAAAUAUAAGGAUUACCUUUGGUGGCCUCAAACAUGUGGUUCUCACUGCCAAGAUUGCCAUCCUUUUCCACAUGUGUAUUGUUAUCGUCAAACUUGUGGUUCUGACGGCUAAGAAUGUCAUCCUUUUCCAAAUGUGUAUUGUUAUCCUCACUCCCCAAGGGAUAUGAUCGAUUGACCAUGAAUUUGAAUGUAAUAGAAGUGCAAAGCUUGAAAUAUUAUGCUACUGCUUACAAGUAUUGGCAAGAGUACAAUUUACAAUUGUUUACUUAAUUCUUGUGCUGUGAUUGUGAAAUAUGAUAACUUGGCUUAAUUUAGUAGCCGAAUAAGCCAAAUUAAAAUGCAUCAAAUUUUUUGAUCAAAAUUUAGUUGCCGACUAGGCCAAAUAAGUGCAUGCAUGCAGUCGCGAUCAAUCAUAAUAAGUGAAAGCUAAUCCGUAACCGUGCAUGCAUGUGUACGACUGGAAUUUAUCUUCGAAACUCUAUAAGUUGACCUGCAAGGUUACCUUUUGUCUAUCAAGCUGUUGCGAAGAAAGCCAAAUACAAGCAAGCAACGGCCACUAAAAUCUACUCACUAGCCGUAACUUUUUCACUUGUUAUGCUGCUUGCUCUGGUUUUCAGAUCUGAUGCUGGACGCAUUGUGGUCUAUUGGGGCCAGGAUGAGAGGGAGGGCACACUUACUGCAACGUGUGCCACAGGACAAUACCAAAUCGUCAACAUAGCAUUCCUUUCAAAAUUUGGCAAUGCCCAAAAGCCUCGAAUCGAUUUAGCUGGUCAUUGCGAUGCAGCCUCUAAUGGUUGCCAGAAGAUCUCGAAGGACAUCAAAUAUUGCCAAAACCGAGGCAUUAAGGUAAUGCUUUCAAUUGGAGGUAGCGAUGGCAGCUACAAUUUAACUUCUGCUGAUGAUGCUAGGACUGUCGCCAACUAUUUGUAGAACAAAUUCCUCGGAGGACAUUCGAACUCACGGCCUUUAGGCGACGCCGUGUUGGAUGGUAUAGAUUUUGACAUCGAGAAAGGUAGUGGAACUCACUACGCUGCACUUGCAGGAAGAUUGUCCCAGCUCAGCCGAAACAGGAGGAAGAAAGUCUACUUAACUGCGGCACCACAAUGUCCGUUCCCUGAUCAAUACAUCAACGGUGCACUUUCCACUGGGCUAUUCGACUAUGUUUGGAUCCAAUUUUACAACAAUCCUUCCUGUGAGUAUAGUUCUAGCAAUCCUGGGAAAUUUAAGAGGUCCUGGAUUAAAUGGAAGUCAUCUAUUCCAGCUCGUAAGUUCUUUGUUGAUCUUCCGGCUUCUCAUGCUGCUGCUGGCAAUGGUUUUGCGCCCACAAAUGAGCUUGUAUCUAAAGUACUGCCUUUUGUUAAGGGCUCUUCUAAAUAUGGGGGUGUCAUGCUUUGGGAUCGCUACAAUGAUCUGAAGAAUGAAUAUAGUUCCAAAAUUAAGGGCAGCGUUUAGAUGCUCCAACAAAACGUUUGCUUUUUAUGGAUUCUCUUGGAAGAGUUCUUUUGGUACGAUAAAAUAAAUAAUAUCUUGCUUGCUUAUUAA
Molecule: messenger RNA, 2673 nt
Organism: Hevea brasiliensis (rubber tree)
Lineage: Eukaryota; Viridiplantae; Streptophyta; Magnoliopsida; Malpighiales; Euphorbiaceae
Product: acidic endochitinase
Exons: 1
Biological process (GO): carbohydrate metabolic process
Cellular component (GO): extracellular region
Molecular function (GO): chitinase activity
Source: RefSeq, a predicted model, not a curated record